Molecule: messenger RNA, 2328 nt
Organism: Manihot esculenta (cassava)
Lineage: Eukaryota; Viridiplantae; Streptophyta; Magnoliopsida; Malpighiales; Euphorbiaceae
Product: protein DA1
Exons: 11
Coding region: 612-2099 (495 amino acids)
Molecular function (GO): ubiquitin binding
Source: RefSeq, a predicted model, not a curated record
UGCUCCAUAGUUUUGGUUAUUUACCCUUUUUCUCUCUUAAGAUUCUAAUAUAAAAAAUGUUAUUUUUCGUGAAUUUGAUUGGCAUGUCGAGCUCGAACUUAUUCUCUUUCUAUUUCUGUUAGAUUGACUUGAGCUGAUGGCAAGUUUUGAUAGCUUACCAAUAACUUGUUGAAGAUUUUUACUAGCUAUAGUUUCUCUGGUUUCCAAUGAUUGCUUAGAGAAAUGUAGUAGAGUUGUAAGAGUUGGUUAUCCUACAACUGGAAUUAAUAUUUGCAUGUGGCAUAUAAAACGCCCAGUUAUGGGAUUGCAGGGACACUUGGAUGCUUAGGACCUUGUCUUACUAUUGUUUAUUUGUGAAUUGCCUUCAACUGCAUUCAGUUUUUUGUUUUAGGGUUGACUUGACCAUUUCUUUAAUAUGAAAUUCUCCUCAAUUCUAUCAGCUACCAAGUAAAUUGAGUUUUUAACUUUCAUUUUGGAUUGGCAACUGCUUGUAAAUCCAUGCUUUAAUUUGUUUAUUCAGUUUUUAUGAACACCCUACUUAUCAUUCUCACAUGAGAUAAAAACAAUAAGUAUUUAGCAGCCUUUGUACUUUGGUUAGAAUCAUUGUAUGAAUGGUUUAUCUUUCAGGAAAAAUUUCAUCCACCAUGAGCAGAUGGCUUAGCAAAAUUUUUAAAGGCUUCAGCCAUAAUGCUUCAGAUCGCCAUUACCACGGAAAUUAUGGAGAGGAUCCUAAUUAUUAUGCUCCGUCCACUUCAGGGGCUGUGUGGUCAGAGCGGGAGAAUGAAGAUAUUGAUCGUGCUAUUGCAUUGUCCCUUUCAGAAGAACGUCAGAAUGGAAAAUUUGUUACUGAUAAUGAGACUCAGCUGGAAGAAGAUGAACAACUUGCUAGAGCUAUACAAGAGAGCUUGAAUGUUGAAUCUCCUCCUCAGUAUGGAUAUGGAUAUGGAAAUGGCAAUGCAUACCAAGGCAAUUUAUAUCAACCUGUCCCAGUCCAGUUUCCAAUGGGAUAUAGGAUUUGUGCUGGUUGCAAUACAGAGAUUGGUCAUGGAAGAUUUCUAAAUUGCCUCAAUGCAUUCUGGCAUCCAGAAUGUUUCCGGUGCCAUGCCUGCAACCUACCAAUUUCUGAUUAUGAGUUCUCUAUGUCUGGGAAUUAUCGUUAUCAUAAAUCUUGCUACAAGGAGCGGUACCAUCCGAAAUGUGAUGUUUGCAAGUACUUUAUUCCAACAAACCCUGCUGGUCUUAUUGAAUAUAGGGCACAUCCUUUUUGGGUCCAAAAAUACUGCCCAUCUCAUGAACACGACGGUACUCCUCGGUGCUGCAGCUGUGAGCGAAUGGAGCCACGAGACACAGGAUAUGUUGCGCUUAGUGAUGGUCGGAAGCUCUGCCUAGAGUGUCUGGACUCAGCAAUCAUGGACACCAAUCAAUGUCAGCCCAUUUACCUUGAUAUACGUGAAUUUUAUGAAAGUUUGAAUAUGAGAGUGGAGCAGCAUGUCCCACUACUCUUGGUUGAGAGACAAGCGCUGAAUGAAGCCCGGGAAGGGGAAAAGAAUGGCCAUUAUCAUAUGCCAGAAACCAGAGGACUUUGUCUUUCAGAGGAACAAACAGUCAGCAGGAUACUCAGGCGGCCCAGGUUUGGUGCAAGAAACUGGGCUAUGGAUAUGGUAACAGAGCCCUACAAAUUGACACGUCGGUGUGAGGUGACAGCAAUUCUCGUUCUGUUUGGCCUCCCAAGGUUGCUUACCGGGUCAAUCCUGGCUCAUGAGAUGAUGCAUGCAUGGAUGCGACUUAAAGGUUUCCAACAUCUCAGUCAAGAUGUUGAAGAGGGCAUUUGUCAGGUUCUUGCAUAUAUGUGGUUAGAGACACAGCUCCAAACUGGUUCAGGCAGCAAUGUUGCUUCAUCCUCUGCUUUGCGAGCGUCAAAACAGGGUGUAAGAUCUCCAUUUGAGAGGAAGCUGGGGGAAUUUUUUAAGCAUCAGAUUGAGUCGGACACUUCUCCAGUAUAUGGAGAUGGAUUCAGAAUCGGCCAUCGAGCAGUGCAAAAAUACGGCCUUCAAAGUACACUCGAUCAUAUUCGAAUGACAGGGCGAUUUCCAUAUUGAAGUCCUGAAUCUUGAAGUCUUACCAUGUUUUUCUUUAACAUAGUUAAAAAGCUUUGGUCUUUUCCUUAUAUGAUCCCAAGGCCUAAGCACACUGCACAUAGGAAUUGUUUUCUAGAGAGUAGUUUUUAGCAGUCCUGAUUUGUUCUUGGUCUCAUGGGUAUGAUGCCAUUGAAUAGUUUUUUUGGGUUAAUUUAUUAAUCUAAUGAGAAAUAUUCAUUCUUUGAUUUCA